Molecule: messenger RNA, 993 nt
Organism: Paramecium primaurelia
Lineage: Eukaryota; Ciliophora; Oligohymenophorea; Peniculida; Parameciidae
Source: the annotation of a GenBank genome assembly
AUGGAACACUUAAGUAUGUAAAAGAUGGAGAAAUUAUAAGAAUGUAAAUACUUUCAUAAACAAAUUUUAAGUGAUAGAAUAUUUGAUUAAACAAAAGAACUUCCAAUACUAACUAAUCUUGAUUAGAUUAAGCAUUUAGUUUUGGAUGGAGAAUUCAAUUAGAAAUAUUAAAGAGUUGGAAAAUGGAGAGUAUUAUGGAAAAAUUAAGUAUUUAAUGCAGGGGGAAAUUAUGAUGAAAAUGGAAGGAAAGAAGGCAGAUGGAUUGAACUAUUUAUUUGAAAACUUUUGGGAGUAUUAAUUUUAUUGAUAAAGAAAUGGUUAAGUUAAAUUUUCUGGUGAAUAUAAGAACAACAAGAGAAAUGGAAGAUGGAACUUUUCCUUUUAAGAUAAAACUAUAUAAUUUUACCAUUAUUUAUGUCACAUCAAAGUGGUGGAGGAGUUUAUGAUGAAAAUGGAGAAAAGACAGGAUUGUGGAUUGAAUUGGAUAAUAGUUUCAGUUGGUAUUAUAUUUGAAUUUAUGUUAUUUAUAGCUUAAGUUAGAUUACUUAUUAUGGAAUAUAUGACAGUGGAAUUAAAUAAGGACAAUGGAUUACAAAAUUUAAAGGUCAAGAAAUGUAAUUCAAAAGUAAUUUUUUAGUGGAGGUGGAUUUUAUGACGAGAAAGAAAAAAAAAUAGGAAAAUGGAUAGAUAUAAGCAAGAAUUUUUAAUAGUAAAAUGUGAUAUUCAUUUUUAGAGAAUCUUAAAUUAUUUAUAGUGGAGAAUAUUAUGAAGGCAGAAGAUGUAAACAAUGGGAUAUCAUGUUUAGAGAAGAAUAGUAGGCAGUAUUUCAAAAAAUGUAAAUUAAUAUAAAUGUUACAUUUGUAAAAAUAAUUUAUUGUGAAUCAAAGUAUGUUGUAAAUUAAUAGAUUUGAUUUUACUUAUAAAUUAUUCCUUUUUGAAGUAAUCCAUUAAUUAUAUAAAUCCAUUAGAACAAUUUAUGUUUUGUAAAUUUGA